Physella acuta is the source of this 1541-nucleotide messenger RNA. Its product is annotated as dipeptidase 1-like. Lineage: Eukaryota; Metazoa; Mollusca; Gastropoda; Physidae. The record is from RefSeq and is a predicted model, not a curated record. Gene Ontology annotation, biological process: proteolysis. Gene Ontology annotation, molecular function: metallodipeptidase activity.
CGCGUCAAAAUACACCAUUGAAAGCAGGCGAGCGUGUUUUGUUUUCAAUUCACCGGUUUGUAAACACAGGACUAUUGUUUGCUCUAGCUAGUCUACUCCAGGAUCUUUGUCAGUGUUGCUAACAGUGUUAAUAGCACACCUUCGCGGACUGGGCUCUUAAGAUACAGUAAAGAUUUGUGUACAUGAGGGUAAGACUGAGGUAAACAGGAAGUACCAGCGAGUCACGUGAUACCAAGAUGGUAGUUCCCACAUCCAGUAACACUGUGCUACUGGGUAACACCUACACAGCGUGCAACAAGCGGAAGUUGAUCAUUGCAGCUGUAGUUGGUGUUGGCGUGCUGGCCCUAGCACUGGGAGUGGGAUUAGGCGUGGGAUUACGGGAAGAUGACUCGUCACCCAAGUCUCGACAACGGAGGGCCGUGGAAAUACUAGCCAACUACCCACUCGUGGACGGGCAUAAUGACCUCCCUUGGCAGUACCGUACCCUGGUCAACAACUCGGUAUGGAAGGUGGAUCUGAAUAACUGGCCGGAAGUCCACACGGAUAUACCACGUAUAAGGCAGGGUCAACUGGGUGCACAGUUCUGGGCCGCCUAUGUUGAAUGUAAGAGCCAGUUCAAAGACGCGGUUACUCAGUCACUGGACCAAAUCGAUACCAUUAAAAAGUUUGUCGCGCGAUACCCAAAUGUGUUCAAGUUUGUCACCACCAGUGAUGGGAUAUUGGAGGCCCACAAGGAAAACAAAGUGGGCAGUUUGAUUGGUUUAGAGGGAGGUCACUCCAUCGACUCCAGCCUGGGCAACCUGAGGAUGUUCUAUCAACUGGGGGUCCGGUACAUGACCUUGACCCAUAGCUGUAACACACCCUGGGCCGAUAAUUGGAUGGUUGAUAACGGCAACGUGACGUAUCUAAAUGGCCUUAGCGAGUUUGGUGAGGUGGUUGUGAAGGAGAUGAACCGUCUGGGCAUGCUAGUGGACCUCUCACACGUCAGUGUGGCUACCAUGAAGGACGCCCUGAACGUGACCAGGGCGCCUGUCAUCUUCAGCCACAGCUCGGCCUACAGCCUGUGUCCACAUAACAGGAACGUGCGGGAUGAGGUCAUGCCCUUGGUGAAAACAAACGGUGGGGUGAUCAUGGUCAACUUCUACUCGGACUACAUCAAUUGCUCCAAAGUGGCUUCCCUGUCGCAGGUCGCAGAUCACAUUGACCACAUCAAGAACAAGAUCGGCGCGGAUCACGUGGGUAUCGGAGGGGAUUUUGACGGAGUGACAAGACUUCCGGUGGGUCUGGAGGAUGUGUCCAAGUACCCGGAUCUGUUCUCUGAGCUUCUUAGGAGGGGGUGGUCCAGUGCUGACCUGGAGAAGCUGGCAGGAGCCAAUCUUGUGAGGGUCUUCAAGCAAGCUGAGAAGGUCAGAGACGAGUUGGCCAGCUUGCCACCUUAUGAGAACCUGCUACCUGAGGACAGGUGGGGUGACCAGACCUGCAGGACUGGUAUCUAGAACCGUCCAGGAACCGGAUUAGAUAGCUCAACGUGUGUGUUUGUG